This is a messenger RNA of Brassica oleracea var. oleracea, 587 nucleotides long. Its product is annotated as transcription factor MYB59-like. The transcript has a single exon. Gene Ontology annotation, cellular component: nucleus. NCBI's taxonomy places the organism in Eukaryota, Viridiplantae, Streptophyta, Magnoliopsida, Brassicales, Brassicaceae. The record is from RefSeq and is a predicted model, not a curated record. The annotation marks the transcript as partial. Gene Ontology annotation, biological process: regulation of DNA-templated transcription. Gene Ontology annotation, molecular function: RNA polymerase II cis-regulatory region sequence-specific DNA binding; DNA-binding transcription factor activity, RNA polymerase II-specific.
GGUAAUUAAUGUUGCGUCUUUGACUUCAGGCAAGAGUUGUAGAUUGCGAUGGUUUAACCAGCUAGACCCAAGAAUAAACAAGACUGCCUUCACCGAGGAAGAAGAGUUAAGGCUUUUAGCCGUUCACCGAGCCUAUGGCAACAAGUGGGCUUUGAUCUCACGUCUCUUCCCUGGCCGGACAGAUAACGCUGUCAAGAACCAUUGGCACGUCAUCAUGGCUCGACGAACUAGAGAAAGUCAACGACAACGUCAUCAGCCUCCUCAGGCACCGUCAGGAAACGCUGAAAUGGCAGUCUCUUCCUCGUAUAAUCACGGCGAUGAGUUCUUCGGUACGGUGGUGAAUGGUACUUUCGUCAAUGAAGAAGAUGAUGACGCUGACGAUGGCGAUGCUUCAGCUGUCUCUACUUGUACGACGGAGCUAUCUCUCACUCCGCCUUCUUCAGCUCACCAGCUUGGCUUCUUCAAUUACGAUAAUACCCUCGCAUCAGGUAACAAUCUAUGUAAUUGAUUGUUUUAUUAUUUUAAUUAUGUCAGUACUAUUACGAAAGCAGCCACCGCAAUUGUUGAAAAUAAAAAGCUGUGGGACC